CCAUGCAUUCAUUUGCAUGAGAGACUAGAAUAUGAAAAGGAGAGGCCCUGAAUGGAAAGAUAUGUAAUAAAGUGUAGCAAUCACAAUGAAUGGGUAACCUUACAGAGCAUUUUUUAUAUGGGGUCAGCGACCCCACUUGAAAGCUGAAUAGAGCCAGGAGAAGAAGUCAAAUAAUUCAAGAACUAUCCAAAGACUGGAGAACAGGAAAGCGGAAUACAAUUUACAAGGGAUGUCAGACAUAGCCAAAGACAAAGCAGCUCGUCUCCUGAAGAAGAGGGGAAGUAUUAUAUCACUGGGAAGCCAUGAUGUGAAACCAAGAGGCAGCUUCAGCAAAACCAAAGACUCUGUGAGUACAGUGUCUUACAUAGACGAACCGGGCCAUCAUGAUGAAAUUCAGAGCCCUGCCAUCCUGAUGGAAAACACUUAUCAGAUAGGACCUGCAAAACGUUUUCCAGUUGCGUCUGUAAAUAAUAUUUUAAAGGAUGUCCUGACAAGUUAUCUUCAAGAGGAGAAAUAUGAAGCAGAGCUAUGCAGACAAAUGACAAAGACCAUCUCUGAGGUUAUUAAAGCACGAGUAAAAGAUCUGAUGAUUCCCAGGUAUAAGAUUAUUGUGCUGAUUUACAUUGGCCAGCUGAAUGAUCAAAGCAUGCGCGUUGGAAGUAGAUGCAUCUGGGACCCAGCAAAUGACACUUUUUCCUCCUACUCUUUCAAGAAUAGCUCUCUGUUUGCACUAGCAAAUGUAUACGGGGUAUACUAUGAAUAACACACACAUACACAUGAAUUAUAUCCAAUACUUUCCAUUAGUCUUAAGUAAAGCAACUAGUGUGAACACUAAACUACACUAUAUACCUUCCACAGCUGCUGUGGCCUGCAACGUCCCAGAUACCACACAGCAGAUAAAUAUUUCAGGUGGAUAUUUUGAAUUGAGACUAGAGGUUGCCAGAAUUUUAGGUAAUAUAAGUAUUUGUAUUACUGAGAAUGAGCAUCUGCUGAUCUGCUUGUAAAACUUAAUGUUUGACCAGUGUGCUGGGAUUUUUUUCCACAUCACCCCUAACCAGUAAUGUACCCAAUUGUACUUACUGAAUAUAAUUUAUAUUUACUUUUUAUGUUUAAUAUGAUAUUGUAUUGUAUUGUAUUGUACAAUGGUAUUCUAAUGUACAGCUGAUAUAUAUUGUGUUCUACAGCUUUUCAUUUUAAAAUUCAAACUGUUUGCUGUCUGUUAGGAUCCCAGAGCCAGGAAGAUGAAUUGCAGAGGGUCUAGUUAAAAUGAUAAUACCUGUAAGAGGAAAUGCAAUAAAGUUGCAAAGUUUGUUCCAUGUCUAGUAACCAUUCAGCAGAUAUAAUUAACUGGUAACCUGUUUGAAAGCAAACAUUUAAUUGCUGUGUAUUACUAGAUCUCUAUUGCAAAGACCCAUAACAGUCUUGACUCAAAGCAAAUCUCAUUCCUAAUUGUUGGGCAUUGAUCCAUUGUAAAUUCCAAGUUAGGGAAAGACAUAAUACAAAGAACAAGAACUGACUAGUUGUCUCAGAUUAUCAUUUUUAAUAUUAUAUUUAAAGGUCAGGUGAACAUCCACUUAAAAUAUAUCAUUAACCUGUAUUUAUUUAUAGAUGUCAAGGUUGCAACUGCAGAAAAAGUUAAAUAAGUAGCAAAAUGGAAAUGAUUAUAAGAUUUUUUUUAUUAUAACAAAAUAGGUUUAAACAGGAUUGGAAAUAAAAUGCAAACUGUCAACUA
Molecule: messenger RNA, 1732 nt
Organism: Xenopus laevis (African clawed frog)
Lineage: Eukaryota; Metazoa; Chordata; Amphibia; Anura; Pipidae
Gene: dynlt5.L
Product: dynein light chain Tctex-type family member 5 L homeolog
Exons: 5
Coding region: 230-763 (177 amino acids)
Biological process (GO): microtubule-based movement
Cellular component (GO): cytoplasmic dynein complex; cytoplasm
Molecular function (GO): dynein intermediate chain binding
Source: RefSeq, a predicted model, not a curated record